UGGCCCUGGCCUGGGCUAUCGCCGGCGAGUGGCACGCGAGAGCCAGAGCUCUCCAGAUCAACGCGGAACUGCUAAGUUGUUUCGCACUUCUUGGGGAAAACAUUGCGGAAGUACCGGUAAUUGUAGCGUGUAUAGCGAAGAUGCUGCUGCUACGAGAAUGUCGAGCUCCUUGUCGAAAAGUAAAGCCGAGUCCGACCAUUCUGACGGACAGUAAAGCGCUCCAUUCGACUGCCACGGCGUUCUGUAAAAGCGCGAGGAAUCGCACAGGGCACACAGUCCGAGCUGCAGCCCUGCCGACGACAGCAAAGUGGAACUCCGCAACUGGAUGAGCUAGCUCACGGCGCGCACGAGGCCAACCCCAGCCGAGACAGGCUUCUUAUCACCUCCGCAAGCUAUUCCGUCGUGGCCAGGGACAAGCACACAGGCAAGUCACCUCAUCAAAGAAAUAGUUCUCGUAACUGCUGCGGUGUGGCGGCGUUCCUUGGCCGUUCAGGCUUUUGUCUUGACUCCCGAACAACAGGCAAAACGCCGGUACGGCCGGGCCGGGCAGGAUAGACUCGACAGCAACAUGUAGAGAGGUGUGUCGGGGGCAUGUCCAACGCGCGCACGUGAACUGAAAGGCAAAGAACGCGACUACACCGCUGUGUGCAUGUGUCACCGGCGUACCGGUAACUCCAACAACAGACUACACUCUCUACAGUCAGACGACAGUGGCCGUGACCUGGUGACAGCAGCGACUAAACAACUGGCAAGUCGACCCGACGCAAGAUCAAGCGGAAGCUGCCACCAGAUUCCAGAAUCAAACUCACCCAGGUCUCAGGUGCCAUGUCGGUAGCAACGGUCAAUGCUGUCAACACGCUCGGCGGCACUGUGCAGGAUGUGAGCAGACUCAGGUUUGCUGAACAGGCGAUGCUGAGCCGUUACCAGAGCACCAGCAGCAGCUCAUGCGCAGAUGAGACCAGUCAUGAGCAGCACGGUGGUGAGGAGGAUGCACACAAUGCCAGCAGCAGCAGCAGCAGCAGCAGCAGCACAGUGCCAGAUGAAUACUGCGAUGAAGCACAGUCUACAGCACACACAGAGUUUGUGCACGUGGUGAGCAGGGAGGUCGAUCUUCUGGAGCACGUCCUGAGCUUCUGCAGCGACGCCGAUAUCGUGAGCAUUGCCCAGACCUGCACAUUCAUGGACAGGAAUUGCCAACGCAUGCUGAACAAGCGCAAGCAAGCCUGGCGCAGGCGACUGCUGCAGCCUCGAGCGGAUGGAAAAUGUCGCACGGCAGAGUACGCCGUCAACUUGGAUCAACUGCUGCGCAUCGGUAGACUGGUUGAUGCACAGCGCGACGCUACGAACACGUCCAGUGCCAUCACGAUGAGUCAACUGGAGGACAUCUUGCAAGUGGGCACCCAACUGCAAUACACCACACACCUGUUUGACAUAGUGCACAUCACCGAGUACGACUCACUGUCAAAGAUCAGUCUGAUAGCGGUGCUGAGCCAAGGCCAGCAACAACUGAGUUUCUAUCGCAUGGUGUGGCGCUCGGCACACGGCCACCCGUUCCAUCUCUUCCCGAAAGAAACACACAGAGUGGCAGAGAAGCAGAGCGCCUAUCGCCAGUUCUUCGCGCCGUACUUCGCCACAAACUGCCGCCGUCUCUUGCCCUGCUAUGCAGUGCUGCCGGAAAGCAGCACCGUCGUGCAGGGCUGGCGUGACCAGAAGCCAAGCGUCGACAAGGAGCUACUACCACGCCAGCAGAUGCUGAUCGGCAUGUUCCCGGUGGAUCGGCUCAAUCUCAUUCUGGAGUUGUGCACGGGUUACGAAGGUGGGCACACACUACACGAUGACACCGUCCAGCAACAGCAACAGCGACUAGUAACGCCUCGCCUCAUCACGCCGGCACGUUUCUACAACGCCCUGGAGUACUGCGACGGCCAGCACCAGCACUUGUGGUGGGUGUAGGGACGGGUGCUGGACAUCAACCAAGCACGGCAGCGUGACAAAAUACUUCCUUGCCAUUACCAACGCGUCCUUUGCCUGACUCAAUUGCUCAUGUGGAUAGCUAGAAUCAAGCAUCGCAUCUCUUGUCCUGUAAUGAUAACAAGCCAUGUCGCGAUUUCUGCAAUGCGAGCAGAUCCAAGAGAGGCUGUUCAAACCGGACAGGACCAUUUCUGAACUGCUUUACGAGUAUACUAUCUAGAGGCCUAUCCAAGUGUAUGUCUUGAGUCUUGAGUCUUGAGUCUUGACUGUGUAUACAGUUAUAGAGAAGCAAUAUCCCAGACACAAGCCCACAUGCUUCCUACAAUAAUUAUAGACAUGUUGAUAGUAGUUGAUGUUGACGGUGCGUGUUUUUGGCCGUAAUGCCUCAGGUCAGCAGAGCCACCAAUGCCCCACCAUCACUGCUGCGUCUCGGUGCAGCCCCUGCUCAGUAGUUGUCACGUUUGUCCUCAUCUCAGUACCAUCAGUACUAUAGUCUUUCUUUGUUAUCUUCGAGCUGGGAAUGUGAACAUAGUAAUAAAAAAAAAGUAUAAACAAAGUACAUGAAUCAGUUUCCUCUGAGACAAGAAUACGAUAAGGCCACACCAAGUCAUUUCUAUGUUUCGCGUUACCGCGCGCGUACCUUUUCGAAUCCUUGACACGGAAAAAAACUCCGAGACAAGUCAAUCGAUGGCUGUUCUGGCGAACAUUCUCUAGCCAGUAUGGCAGAGCAGAGGUUAUCAGCUUCUCGAUAAUCUUGCAUUCCAGGCGAUGGUACGUAGAAGGUGCGAGAGAUGACAAUUUCUAUUUUCCUAGCCCUACGAUACUGCCUGUUCACCAAGCGAGCGGAGAUUCCAGGUGUCAAGGACUUCGAGAUUUUCCACGAUCGUGAUGGA
Molecule: messenger RNA, 2864 nt
Organism: Sycon ciliatum
Lineage: Eukaryota; Metazoa; Porifera; Calcarea; Leucosolenida; Sycettidae
Exons: 2
Coding region: 826-1953 (375 amino acids)
Source: RefSeq, a predicted model, not a curated record